Raphanus sativus (radish) is the source of this 863-nucleotide messenger RNA. Its product is annotated as CASP-like protein 4C1. Bases 136 to 786 code for a protein of 216 amino acids. The record is from RefSeq and is a predicted model, not a curated record. The transcript is spliced from 3 exons. NCBI's taxonomy places the organism in Eukaryota, Viridiplantae, Streptophyta, Magnoliopsida, Brassicales, Brassicaceae.
UUUUAAUCGAACCACGAGCAUUAAACCAAAACAAUCAAGAAAGUGACGGUUGUACCAACCGGUUUAUCGAGCUCUCUCUCUCUCUCUCUCUCUCUCUCUCUCAAAGCAAACCUCUUUAAACUCGCCGCGUUUCUCAUGAGCCUUUGUCUUCUCUUCUUCAUCACAGUUAACCACAACCCAUCUCCUCUGAUCUCCUCCUCCUCCGCCAUGCGCUCGCCGCAUGCCUUCCGCAACGGCGAAUCUCCCUCCUCGCGUGACCUCACUCACUUCCACUCCACCGUCGCAGCUCAGAAGCUCCGUCGCUUCAACUCCCUGAUCCUCCUCCUCCGCCUCGCCUCUUUCUCCUUCUCACUCGCCUCCGCCAUCUUCACUCUCACCAAUUCCCACGGCUCCGGUUCGCCUCACUGGUACGACUUCGACGCCUUCAGAUUCGCGUUCGUGGCAAACGCGAUCGUGGCGUUAUAUUCGGUCUUCGAAAUGGGGACUUGCGUUUGGGAGUUCUCCAGAGAAACUACGUUGUGGCCUGAAGCGUUUCAAGUCUGGUUCGACUUUGGCCAUGACCAGGUGUUCUCUUACCUGUUGCUAUCGGCAGGAUCAGCUGCAGCAGCACUAGCUAGAACCAUGAGGGGAGGUGACAUGUGUACAGACAACAAAGCCUUCUGCUUGCAGUCAGAUGUAGCCAUUGGUUUAGGCUUUGCUGCUUUUCUGUUCCUCGCCUUCUCUUCUUGCUUCUCUGGUUUUAGAGUGGCUUGUUUCCUCAUCACAGGCUCUCGUUUUCAUCUUUAGUGUUUGAUCCGUAAAAGAGAAACGCUCGUCACAUUUGUUUAUUGGAGUUCCUUAAGUUGCCAUAAGGAACUUUACCA